Molecule: messenger RNA, 2321 nt
Organism: Ostrinia furnacalis (Asian corn borer)
Lineage: Eukaryota; Metazoa; Arthropoda; Insecta; Lepidoptera; Crambidae
Product: WW domain-binding protein 11-like
Exons: 4
Coding region: 1-1674 (557 amino acids)
Source: RefSeq, a predicted model, not a curated record
AUGGCUAAAGCCGGAAACGCGGAGAGCGCGAACGCAGCAUUGGCGGCGGCGGGGCUGCGGCUGCGGCGCGCGCGGCUGUUCAAGCGCCAGGGCCGCGUGCCCGAGGAGCGCGCGCGCCGCCAGGCGUCCGAGCCCGCGCCCGCGCCGCAAGCCGCGCCCCCCGCGCUCGUCAAGCACGACUCCUACCCGCAGUAUCCCAAGGUAAUGAUGACGAUGACCCGGCUUAGCCUCAGGCGCGCGGUUCAAGCGCCAGGGCCGCGUGCCCGAGGAGCGCCCGCGCCGCAAGCCGCGCCCCCCGCGCUCGUCAAGCACGACUCCUACCCGCAGUAUCCCAAGGUAACGAUGACGAUGACCCGGCUUAGCCUCAGGCGCGCGGUUCAAGCGCCAGGGCCGCGUGCCCGAGGAGCGCGCGCGCCGCAAGCCGCGCCCCCCGCGCUCGUCAAGCACGACUCCUACCCGCAGUAUCCCAAGCGCCAGGGCCGCGUGCCCGAGGAGCGCGCGCGCCGCCAGGCGUCCGAGCCCGCGCCCGCGCCGCAAGCCGCGCCCCCCGCGCUCGUCAAGCACGACUCCUACCCGCAGUAUCCCAAGACGGAUGCAGGCGAACCAACGGCGACGGACACAAGAGGCGCGCAGGCCGGCGGCGUCAAGCGCGAGCUCGACGACUUCGACGCCGCCGCACAGUUCAUGUCGUCACAGUUGCGCGGGCUACCUUUGCCCUUCGCUAUUCAUUGUCAGAAUGUUCUAAAUUCGUAUGUGGCCAAAUUCCGGCUCAAUUUAUUGAAAAUGAAACCCCCAGCGUCCCCUAUGAGUGCAGUCCUGGAUCAGCCGCACAACGAGGAGGCCGCCCCGGAGCCCUCGACUUCCUCGCAAGCCUCGGUUCCCGGUCCCGACGUCAAGUAUUACGAAGUUAGCAUUGACAUUCCACAGACUGAGAAUCAGCCGGAGGCCGAACGGGAAAGUUCCCCCGAUUGCGUCAUCGUGCCGGCCGAAGCGGCCGAGGAGGACACGAACGCGGAGGGGACGAAUGCGGAGGAGUCGAGCGACGACGACUCCGACGACUGCGAGAUCAUCGAGGUGCCCGCCGAGGAGCCGCAGCAGGUGGACGACUCGUCGCAGGAGGCGCCGCAGGACGAGCCCGACGACUGCCUUAUCACGCGAGUCUACUUUUUGUCGCCGCCGCCGCCGCCGCUGCCGCCGCCGCCGCCGCCGGCGCGGCCCGUGCCGUACAACCCGCCUCAGGCGCACUUUUCCGGCUACGUGCCGGCACCGCAGUACUUCGCUCCGCCGUGCGUGCUAAGCGGCGGCUGCCCGCUGCCCCCGCCGGGCUACCACGACUGCUCCUGCUGCCCUUGUUCGUGCUCCGGGCCGCCCAUGCCGCCGCCCAUGCAACACAUGCCGCCGAUGUUGCAUUGCCCCAGUAUGCAGCUAACCAUCCAUCCGGGAAUGGCACCGAAUAUGCAGCCGGUCAUGCCGCCGUCUAUGACGCCGACAAUGCCGCCGUCUAUGACGCCGACAAUGCCGCCGUCUAUGACGCCGACAAUGCCGCCGACUAUGCAGCCGGCUAUGCCGUCGACUAUGCAGCCGGCUAUGCCGCCGACUAUGCCGCCAAUCAUACAGCCCAAUUACCAAAUGGAGGAAGAACCAAAUUUGCCAGAUGAGUACGUUCAAAUAUAAGACAGACGUACAUAUGAUUGUGAUAUUAUACACGUAUUUACCCAAUUUUAUAUAAUAUAUUAAUUAAAUCCACAAUAGCUGAACGGUGAAGGCCGACUCGAUAUCUGAGGAACGCGGGUUCGAACCCCGCCGCCGCUCGACUAUUGUGGUGAGCCCACUCGUGACACAAGCAUAUUUAGCUUAGUACGAGGGGCAGACGGAACUAUUAGUUAUUUGUGAAGUACAAAUUACUAAUAUUCUUUUUAUAAAUGUCCUAUGUAUAUCUAGUCUAUAACUAGACUACCUAGAUGUAAGAUUUUAUCAAUGUUUUUUAGAGUUUAUUUCGUUUGAUUGAAUGUGCAUAUCGGACUGACGAGUUUCACUUAGCACGACACCCGCUUCGAAAGCACAGCUCUGCGAUAAUGAUCAAAGGCAAAGGGUAUCUUUGCUCAGUUAGAACGCCUUGUUGUUGAUGCGGCGUCCUUUAGCGUGAGUACCACAGUCGCCCGCGACGUCCUUGUAAACUAAUACAAUUCCACUUCAUUUGCUAUGCAUUUCCUUCAUACCUUACGGAAUAUCAUCCGGUAUCUAUUUAAAUAUAUAUAACUCAAAGGUGACUGACUGACUGACUGACAUAUUGAUCUACCAACGCACAGCCCAAACCACUG